Messenger RNA from Sciurus carolinensis (gray squirrel), 849 nucleotides. Its product is annotated as E3 ubiquitin-protein ligase TRIM39-like. The record is from RefSeq and is a predicted model, not a curated record. Lineage: Eukaryota; Metazoa; Chordata; Mammalia; Rodentia; Sciuridae. The coding region runs from base 1 to 849 and encodes 282 amino acids. The transcript is spliced from 3 exons. Gene Ontology annotation, molecular function: protein binding.
AUGGCUGGUGUGGUGCCCGAGGCUUUCUCCCUAACGCAGUCUGAGGAUGGUUGUCCCAGCCAGAGCGAAGGACAGCAGCAAAUUAAACCAGAAUGCCCUGAAGUGGGUUCUCUUAAGACCCCAGCUAGAAAGAAUGUGUGCGUGGAUCCCUACCAGGUGAAAGGGUCCAAGGCCCCUGACCCUCACCACCAACCAGGGCAACGGGCUGCAGCAGCCACCUGGAGCUUCCAGGAAAGCGAACUUCUCUACUCCUCCGUCUUAACCCCCUGCCCAAGCGUCUUUCCUUAUUGCUCACAAGUAACUGAUCUCCUUUCCUCCGCAGAGGACGUCACACUGGAUGAGGACACUGCUCACCCGUCCCUCGCUGUGUCACCUGAUGGAAAGCAUGUGCAUUUCGUGCAUAUGAAGCAAGUUGUUCCUGAUUAUCCUGAACGAUUUACUGUAAUGCCAUUCAUGCUGGGUUCCAACAGGUUCUCGAGCAGCCGUCACUACGGGGAGGUUGAAGUAGCAGGGAAGAUCAGGUGGAAAAUAGGGCUGUGCUUGGAUUCAGUUAAGCGGAAACUACCUUAUGUCUACACCUUCCCUGAGAAUGGUUUCUGGUCCCUUUCGCUGAAGGAUGGCAGGUACCACGCCCUUUCUGUGCCACGCUUUGCUAUUAAUGUUCAGGCAGCCCCUGAGAUAGUGGGCGUAUUUUUGCAAUAUGAGGCAGGGUUGAUCUCUUUUUAUGAUGUGAAGGCAUCUGCCAUUCUCUAUACUUUCAAAAGCAAGUUCACUCAGCCCCUCGGGCGUAUUUCUACCCUGGACCUCUUAUUGAAGGAAACACUUGGGGUCUUAACAUCCUCAAGCUGA